ACUAACCCAUUUGGUACUCUAAACGCAAGAACAAAAAAAACCUAGCCACCCCAAAGAACUUCAAAACUUUUCACUACCAACAAAUUUCGAUCGAAGAGGCUCUUCUUCUCACAAAGCCCUCUUCUUUCGUAUCUAUUUCUUUCAACAAAUUUCGUUACUGUAGCUGCUCUACUCACCCACUUUCAAAUCCCACUAAUUGCAUCAGCCAAAAUGUCGCGGAAGGGGUUGAUGGAACAAGACCUGAGUAAGUUGGAUGUGACAAAGUUGCAUCCCCUUUCUCCUGAAGUCAUAUCCCGACAAGCUACUAUUAAUAUUGGAACCAUAGGUCAUGUGGCACAUGGAAAGUCAACAGUUGUGAAAGCAAUAUCAGGUGUUCAGACUGUGCGUUUUAAAAAUGAGUUGGAGCGUAACAUUACAAUCAAGCUUGGGUAUGCAAAUGCAAAAAUAUACAAGUGUGAAGAUGAACGGUGUCCAAGGCCUAUGUCCUACAAAGCUUAUGGAAGUGGAAAGGAAGAUAAUCCUAUGUGUGAUGUACCAGGGUUUGAAAAUUCCAAGAUGAAAUUGCUGAGACAUGUUUCCUUUGUUGAUUGCCCAGGACAUGAUAUUCUCAUGGCUACCAUGCUUAAUGGAGCAGCCAUCAUGGAUGGAGCUUUGCUACUCAUUGCUGCUAAUGAAAGCUGCCCACAACCACAAACUUCUGAGCAUUUAGCUGCUGUGGAAAUUAUGCGUCUACAGCACAUUAUAAUCCUUCAGAACAAGGUAGACUUGAUUCAAGAAAAUGUGGCAAUCAACCAGCACGAAGCAAUUCAGAAGUUUAUACAAGGAACUGUUGCUGAUAGUGCACCUGUAGUACCUAUUUCAGCACAAUUGAAGUAUAACAUUGACGUUGUUUGUGAAUACAUCGUGAAAAAGAUCCCAAUCCCUGAACGGAACUUCAUUUCUCCACCUAAUAUGAUAGUAAUUCGGUCAUUUGAUGUCAAUAAACCCGGUUAUGAGGUUGAUGAAAUAAAAGGAGGUGUAGCUGGUGGAAGUAUCCUGAGGGGUGUUUUAAAGGUCAAUCAAUUCAUUGAAGUUCGACCUGGAAUAGUUGUUAAAGAUGAGAGUGGAAACAUCCGAUGCACACCUAUCUACUCCAGAAUAGUUUCAUUAUAUGCUGAACAAAAUGAGCUCCAAUUUGCAGUUCCUGGAGGACUAAUUGGUGUUGGUACAACAAUGGAUCCCACUUUGACACGUGCUGACAGGUUGGUUGGGCAAGUUCUCGGAGAGGUUGGGUCACUGCCUGAGGUUUUCGUGGAACUUGAGGUAAACUUUUUCUUGCUUCGACGGCUUCUUGGUGUUCGGACAAAAGGUUCCGAGAGACAAGGAAAGGUCUCAAAGCUGGCGAAAGCAGAGAUGCUAAUGUUGAACAUAGGAUCGAUGUCAACAGGUGCCAGGGUGGUUGCUGUGAAGAACGACUUGGCAAAGUUGCAACUUACUUCCCCCGUGUGCACUAGCAAGGGUGAGAAGAUUGCUCUAAGUAGACGUGUCGAGAAGCAUUGGCGUCUUAUCGGUUGGGGUCAAAUCCAAGCUGGAAUCACCCUCGAUAUCCCUUCUGCCCCCCUUCUGAGUUGAAAGAAAGACAGAUUAAGAGACAGACUACAAGAAACACCUUUUUUAUAAAAACCUGAGAUGAAUUUAGGUAUGUGGGAAGGGACAACAAAACUGUUGGUAACCAUUUUUGUGAGAUGGAGAAGAUUGUCAAUUUUUUGUUUUCACAUUGUUGCUUAUUUAUUUAUUAUCCCCACUGUCUAUCUAUUGUUGAAAUUGUAUCUUAUGCUGAUUGAGUUUAGAAUGCGAGCAAGCGACUCAUCUAUCCCUUGUUUUCUUUUAAUGGUCACCUUAGCAAUAAUUAAUCCAGCAAUCUUGCUAUACAGUGAGGCAUUUCAUAAUUCAUAUUGUAAACACAUAUCCAAGCAAUGGUUGAAACUUUUAAGACUGAUACACUUAUUAUGA
Cicer arietinum (chickpea) is the source of this 1992-nucleotide messenger RNA. Its product is annotated as eukaryotic translation initiation factor 2 subunit gamma-like. Gene Ontology annotation, cellular component: eukaryotic translation initiation factor 2 complex; cytosol. The record is from RefSeq and is a predicted model, not a curated record. Gene Ontology annotation, molecular function: tRNA binding; translation initiation factor activity; GTP binding. Gene Ontology annotation, biological process: formation of translation preinitiation complex. NCBI's taxonomy places the organism in Eukaryota, Viridiplantae, Streptophyta, Magnoliopsida, Fabales, Fabaceae.